AUAUUCGUGUACAUGUGCUCACUUUCACAUUUACGUACACAUCAUUAUAUAUGUUAACAUCGAUGCAACCAACUGGAAUACACGGGUAAAACGUUUCAAAGCUAAAGAAAUGAUAGAGCAGGGAUUAUAAGACAACAUUUUAACAGACAACCGAGGUUCAAGCACUUACUUUUACAAUGGACCUGUUUACAGCCGUGGAGGCUUUCACACAGGUGAUAACUUAUGUGAUGAUAGUAGCUGGCAUACCGCCAUGUAUACGGAUGUUACGUACUAAAAUAACAACAGGUGUUCCGUACCCAUUUUUCCUUGCAGGUUGUGUCAACUCUGUGAUGGCGGUGGGGUAUGGUACAUUGACGGAAAAUAAAACAGUUGUACAAAUCAACGUGUUUGCCACCGCUUGUAACAUUUUCUGUAUAGUCUCAUUUAUAUAUUCUUCUCAACAAAAGAGUGUCCCAGCAAAGCAGUUGUUGGGUUGUACUUGUUUUCUAGUCGGGGCAUAUUUCUAUAUUACAAAGGUAGAGAAUCCGGCCUAUGUGAUGGAUACAAUAGGGUCAAUUAUGUUAUUCUGUUCUACAGUACUUCUUCUUACACCAUUACUACCAGUGAAACAAUGUAUACAGAACAAGAACGCUGACAGUUUGACUUUGACAAUGAUGAUACCUGGAACGCUGUGUAGUGGCGCAUGGGCAACAUACGGGUUUCUUCUCAAAGAUUUCUAUAUUUAUGGCCCAAACAUUCUUGGCGUGUCAUCAUACGUCUGUCAGGCUAUUGCUAUGCUGGUCUAUGGCGGUGGCAAAAAGAAAACUCAACACUUGGAAUGAAGUCAGUGUUAGCGAAACGUCCUGCUGUGAAAGCCGUAGAAUCUUUAUAGCUUGAUUUUUUAACUCUCGGUUACGAAGUGCUUCCGAAAUCCACUGUUACUUUGACACUGCCUUGCCUGAUAAUAAAACAUAUACAUAUAUAUGCA
Molecule: messenger RNA, 967 nt
Organism: Ruditapes philippinarum (Manila clam)
Lineage: Eukaryota; Metazoa; Mollusca; Bivalvia; Venerida; Veneridae
Product: sugar transporter SWEET1-like
Exons: 7
Coding region: 177-821 (214 amino acids)
Biological process (GO): carbohydrate transport
Cellular component (GO): membrane
Molecular function (GO): sugar transmembrane transporter activity
Source: RefSeq, a predicted model, not a curated record